Globicephala melas (long-finned pilot whale) is the source of this 5577-nucleotide messenger RNA. RefSeq names its product GTPase IMAP family member 8-like. The record is from RefSeq and is a predicted model, not a curated record. Gene Ontology annotation, molecular function: GTP binding. Lineage: Eukaryota; Metazoa; Chordata; Mammalia; Artiodactyla; Delphinidae. Gene Ontology annotation, cellular component: endoplasmic reticulum.
AAUCUGCUGUUUGUGGAGGGGCUGACUGGGGAGGGGAUUAGGUGGGAAUGAGGCUGGAGUAGACUGAGGGGAGACUGUGCUGUCGUGUUCAGGCACUCGUGUGAUCAGGCAAACUUGACCACAGAACGUUUAAUUGUAUUAAAUAAUGUUGGAGUGGGUAUUUUACUUCAAAAAGCCUCAGGUUUGAGGCAAGAACAUAAAGAGCUGGAGGGGAGCAUCCCAGUCUCUCCAGCACACAGAUUAUAUUUAGACUUAUUUAUUUACUUAUUUUUUACUGAAGUAUAGUUGGCGUACAAUAUUAUAUUACUUUCGGGUAUACAACAUAGUGAUUCUGUAUUUUUAUACUUACGCUCCACAUAAAGUUAAUAUAAAAUAUUAAUUAACUAUAUUCCCUGUGCUGUGCAUUACAUUGGUGUAUCUUAGUUAUUUUAUACCCAGUAGUUUGUACCUCUUAAUCCCCUUCCCCAUCUUGCCCCUUCCCCCACCCCUCUCCCCAAUGGUAAACACUAGUUUAUUCUCUGUGUUUGUGAGUCUAUUUCUGUUUUGUUAUAUUCCUCUGUUUGCUUUAUUUUAAAUUCCACAUAUAAGUGGAAACAUACAGUAUUUGUCUUUCUCUGUCUGACUUACUUCACUAAGCAUAAUCCCCUACAGGUCCAUCUAUGUUGUUGCAGAUGGAAAGAUUUCAUUCUUUUUUAUCUUUUUCAUUCUUUUUUUAUGAGUAAUAUUCCAUUAUAUCUACCUGUCUAUAUAUAUAUGACACCUUCUUCAUUCAUCUGUUGAUGGGCACUUAGGUUGCUUCCAUAUCUCGGUUAUUAUCAAUAAUGCUGCUAUGAACAUCGGGGUGCACACGUCUUUUUGAAUUCGUGUUUUCAUUUUCUUUGGAUAUAUACCCAGGAAUGAAUUGCUGGAUGAUAUGGUAGUUCUCUUUUUAAUUUUUGAGGAACCUUCAUACUGUUUUCCACCGUGGCUGUACCAAUUGACAUUCCUGCUAUCAGUGCACUAGGGUCCCCUUUCUCUACAUCCUCGUCAACAACACCAGUUGUUCCUUGUUUUCGGAUGACACCAUUCUGACAGGGGUGCUCCGUGCUUCCUGUACCUGAUAUCUGUUUCCCUUUUCGGGUUAGGAAAGUUUUCAAUUACAAUUUCACCAAAUACAUUUUCUACCCCUUUCUCUCUCUUUUUCUGGGACCUCUACCAUGUGAAUGUUAGCACACUUGACCUUUUCCCAGAGGUCCCAUAAACUCUCCUCAUUUUUUUAAAUGUGUUUUUGUUUUUGCUGUACUGAUUGGAUGAUUUCCACUAGUCUGUCUUCUGUGUUCUUCUACAUCGCCUAAUCUGCUCUUAAUUCCUUCUAGCGAAUUUUUCAUUUCAGUUAUCGUAUUCUUCAGCUCUGACUGGUUUUUGCAUUUUCUAAUUCUCUGCCGAAGUUCCCACUGUGUUCAUCUGUUGUUUACCCAAGUUCAGUUAGCAUUUUUAUUACUAUUGCUUUGGACUCUUUGGCAGGUAAAUUAUUAUCUCUUUCAUUAGGGGUUUUUUCCUGGGGUUUUAUCUUGUUCUUUCAUUUCCUUUGUUUUCUCAUGUUGUUUGACUUUCUCUGUGUGUCUCUAUGAAAUUAGGUGAAACGGUUACCUGUCCAGGUCUCAAAGGCAUGUCCUUGUGGGUAGCAACCCUUUGCAGUGUGCCUGUCACCAGUGGCUUUGGUGGGAGAGCUGGACGUGAAGUGAGCGGGGACCGCUUCUUCUCCCACAGUGUGCUGGCGGCCACCACCUUGGUGGGAAGCAAGGCUGGAGGCAGAGGGCUAGAGCCAGAGCCAGGUGCCAGCCAGGGCUUCUCCUCGGCUCAGGGCUAGUUGUUAGCCUAUUGUGGGAGGAGUCAAGGACCAAGGGGCUGGGCAGGAGUCCUAAGGGAGUUGGGCUUCCCCCAGAUGUGAUGACAGUCUUCACCUUGGCUGGGGGUGUGGCCAGGGCCUGAGAGCCUGAGGCUGCACUUCUGAGCUGCCUCUACUUUUUCCUCAGUGUGUACCCCUUGGUUAGAGGCAGGAUAGAGAGCCAGAGGGGUUGGAGCCACACACCGGAGCUCUCUCUGCUCCUUCCCUGGUGCACAUAUGCCCACUGGCAAUGGCAGCCUCGGCCUUUGUGGGGGGCAGUGCUGGAGCAGUAGGGGCUGGAAUGGGAGCCUGGAGAGGGCUGGGAGGUGCUCUGGGGCGGUCCCGGCAGGCUGGCCAGAGCACCAGGCAGUCUUCAAUGUACUGCCUCUGCACUGGGACUGAGAGCAAGCAUGCUUGUGCUCUUCAAGACCAGAGUGUCAGGUUCUUACAGCCCUCCAGUAAGCCCUACUGAUUUUCAAACCAGCUAAGGGGGCUCAUCUUCCCAGUGUCAAGCCCAGGCCUGCGGUGCCUAGUAGGUGGCUCAAACCCCCCACUCCGCAGGGAGGAUCCCCAAGCCUGGGAUAGCCCCUUCCACUUCUAGGUCCCCACUAGGGACUCAGGUCCCAACUAGAUUGCGUCUCCGCCCCUGUACCAGACUCCACGUGGUCCUUUCUUUACAGCCUUGAUUGUGGAAAAGCCAUUUUGCUAGUCUUCAGGUCAUUCUCAGAGAGAGUUGCUCUAUACGUAGCUGUAGCUUGGAUGUGUUCAUGGGGGCAGGUGAGCUCGGGGUCUCCCUCCUCCACCUUCUGGAUCCCACCUCCUAGACGUAUUAGGACGAGCCAAAUUUUGUGGUUUUCUGAGCACAGAGUCAGGAGCUUUCCAGGUCAGCUUGGGAAAAAUGUCUGUUUUCUGAUUUCCAAAACCAAAAUUCCAAGUUUCUUCUUGUUUCCCAGGCCAACAACCCUAAGGCAGGUCCUAAGUCAGUGAGCAAACCUUCUUGUUCUCAGGGUUUGACAAACCCCCCACCCCCGGCUGCUGAACCUCCUGGGAAAACUUACUUUCUACCACUUACGUCACUGACGUAGAAUUACCUGGGAAAAUGAACAUCAAAAGCUUAUUCAUUGACAUAGAGUAAGUGUUGUCAUCUCCCCUCUGCUCUGUGCAUUUCGAGGCCCUGAAAAGACAGCACAAGCUCACCGGGUGUUCUCAUAGUAUCGUCCCAACCACAGACCGAGCUCUUCCACUGUCUUCCCUAAAUUCUGAUGCUCGGAGAGGGCAGGAACUAUGACAUUUUCACUGUGGUGUCACCAGCAUUUGGGGCUUUGCCUGACACAUAGUAGGUAGUUUUACCUAUGAAUGAAUAAUGAACGAGUGAACGAAUGAAAAAUAACUUGUGCUGGGGACACUUUCAGGGAAUCAUGAGAGGACAGAAAACAGCAAGAGAUGAAGAAAACGCCUAUGGCAUCCAGGGGACCCGGGUGCCAGGAUAUGUGCUUUCAGGUUCGGGAGCUUACAGAUCAUUGGUGCUCACAGGUUUAGAAGCCCGCGAGUCUGCCCUGCAGGAGCCCAGGCUGCGGCUCCUCCUGGCCGGGAGGUCAGGGACUGGGAAAAGCGCCACGGGAAACAGCAUCCUGGGCCAGAAGCGCUUCCUCUCCAGGCUCGGGGCGACGUCGGUGACCCGGACCUGCGCCACGGGCAGCUGCAGGUGGGCCAAGUGGGACGUGGAAAUCAUUGACACCCCGGACCUCUUCAGCUCCAAAGUCUCCCAGACAGACCCGGGCUGCGCGGAGAGAGCCCGCUGCUACCUGCUCUCGGCGCCGGGGCCCCACGCCCUGCUCCUGGUGACCCAGCUGGGCCGCUUCACGGCCCAGGACCAGCAGGCCUGGAGUGGGGUAAAGGCGCUGUUCGGGGACGGCAUCGUGACGCGCACCAUCGUGGUCUUCACCCGCGAGGAAGACCUGGCUGGGGGCUCGCUGCAGCAUUACGUGCGCGACACCGAGAACCGCGCGCUCAGGGAGCUGGUGGCCGAGUGUGGGGACCGAUUCUGCGCCUUCGACAACCGAGCCGCCGACGGGAAGCGGGAGGCGCAGGUAAUGGCGCUGAUGGGGCUGGUGGAGGAGCUGGUGAGGCACCACGGCGGCGCCCCCUACACCAACGACCUGUACAGCCUGGCGCAGGCCCUGGGGGGCGCGGACCCCGCGGAGAGGCUGCGCAGGGUGGCGGAGCGAGUGGCCUUCUGCGAGCAGAGGCGGCGGGAGCGCUGGCCGCUGACCGGGCUGUGGCGGUGGCCCAAGGCGCGGGGGAACUGGCGUAAGCUGGGCGUGUGCACCCUAAUGGGCGCCCUGGUCCUGCUCUACCUGCUCUACAGGCACCGGCCAGAGGCCGUGACAGGCAGCAGUUUCGCCCCAUCCGGAGGGGGUGUCCCCAGCUGCGGGGACAGGGGGCGCACUACGUCAGCCCCAUUUUCCUUCUUGCCCUGCAGCCGUGCCCUGGAACCUUCGGCCGCGCGCUCGCGCCGACCCGCCGGCACCCAGCCCGCAGCGCCGCGCCUGAAGAGAAUGGAAGGGCUUCAGAGGAGCAGAUACGGGACUAUGGCUGAAGGCGGGAUAGAAAAUAAGCUGUUUGCAACCUCGUCCUCAUUGAGGAUCAUCCUGGUGGGCAAAACAGGCAGUGGGAAGAGCGCCACCGGGAACAGCGUCCUCUGCCAGCCAGUGUUUGAGUCCAGGCUGGCGGCCCAGUCGGUGACCAGGAAGUGUCAGGGCGCAACGGGCACGUGGGAUGGGAGGAGCGUCUUGGUGGUGGACACGCCCCCCAUCUUUGAGGCAAGGGCCCAGGACCAAGAGGCGUACGAGAACAUCGGGGACUGCUACCUGCUCUCGGCCCCGGGGCCUCACGUGCUGCUGCUGGUGACCCAGCUGGGGCGCUUCACAGAGCAGGACGUGGUGGCCGUGACCAGGGUGAAGGAGGUCUUUGGGGCGAGAGCCCUGAGACACACGGUCAUCCUCUUCACCCACAAGGAGGACUUAGGGGACGGAUCCUUGCAUGACUACGUAGCAAACACAGACAACGUCAGGCUGAGGGCCCUGGUCCGGGAGUGCGGGCACAGGUACUGCGCCUUCAGCAACCAGGCCUCCGGGGACGAGCAGAGGAAGCAGCUGGCCGAGCUGAUGGCCGUGGUCGAGGGGCUGGAGAGGGAGCUCCAGGGCGCCUACCUCAGCAACGACCUCUUCUUUGAUGCACAGCGGCUCCAGCAGGGCGGGGGCGACCCCCAUGGAGAAGGUCACGUGCGCUACCUGGCCAAGGUGCGGUCGCAUAUUGCAAAGCAAAAGCAAGACCUGAGAGAGGCCCAGAGAAACGGCGCCUUCAAGGCGCUCCUGCGAGUCAAACACUGGAUCGUUUCUCACAUCGGAAUAUUUGCUGUUUUUGUUAUAUGCUUUUUGAGUCUGCUUGCCAUUUUAAUUAGCUUGUGUAGCACUCGCGAAUGCUGAGCAUUUUCAGAUGAUACCUGCCAUCAGCUUCCAUUUUUUCAGAGUCAGUAUCUUUGUCUAUGUUGAUAAGGAACUUUAUUUGCUUUUCGUGUAGUUUCACUUUCAAUUUCCCUUCCUUGCACCAGACACACCAUCCAUUUUCUUCAGUUGCUUUUUAGGUAAAUAAAAUCCAAAGGAAAAUUCCCUUUUUGUUUUGUUAAAAAUGGUGAAAGCAAAUAAUAA